AUGUCCACUCGCAAGCGCCCGGCGCCAGGAACGUCACCUGUGAUUCAUGGGCCAGUUGGAUCAAUUCCAAACUAUACAGACCCAAAUAGUCAGCUUUCAGACGAUCAAUUUCUUCAAUGGGGUCAAGACGCUCCUGUCCCUUCUGCCGCAUACCCCGUCGACUCGACUUCCUUCACCGCCGUUCCGUUCGCACAAAACCAAGAUAUUUCGGCAUCUUCUGCGACUUCGUCUAAUCAAAUUGCGAGAAGGCCGAUCAAUCAGCUCAUGAAUCGGAACCGCCCCUAUGAACAAAUUACUACGCCGCCCAUGCCCGAACACGGCACUGGUGAAGGUUGGGGGGAGAGUAUUUCAGAUCUUGAACAACGGGCAUUGGUUGCGAAGAGGGAUGCGCAAGCAAAGCGGAAACAGAUCCCUCCUUUCGUUCAGAAGCUAAGAAGGCGAGUCUAA
Molecule: messenger RNA, 447 nt
Organism: Talaromyces rugulosus
Lineage: Eukaryota; Fungi; Ascomycota; Eurotiomycetes; Eurotiales; Trichocomaceae
Exons: 1
Coding region: 1-447 (148 amino acids)
Source: RefSeq, a predicted model, not a curated record